Molecule: messenger RNA, 1115 nt
Organism: Ziziphus jujuba (common jujube)
Lineage: Eukaryota; Viridiplantae; Streptophyta; Magnoliopsida; Rosales; Rhamnaceae
Exons: 2
Coding region: 117-743 (208 amino acids)
Biological process (GO): protein stabilization; protein import into mitochondrial matrix; protein folding
Cellular component (GO): mitochondrion
Molecular function (GO): zinc ion binding; protein-folding chaperone binding
Source: RefSeq, a predicted model, not a curated record
UCUAUUUCCAAAAGAAAAAUACUAAUAAAAAGAGGGCAGAAACUCAAGGUCACCCUACGAUUGCUAUAGAUAAUUGCAUCGUCAAGCUGGGAACACUUGGGCGAUAGAAAUCAACCAUGGCGGUUCGUAUGUUGCAGAGGCGAAUAAGCUCACUUCUCGUACGCAAGCAUCACCCUCAGAUUCCUCUUCUCAAAGAAUCCUCUUGGAAAUUCGCUCCUUGUGAAAGUAGUUCCACCAGCCAGCGUGAAUUUUUGAAAAGAGGGAUUCAGACUUGUUCCUUUAGCCAGCGUGAAUUUUAUAAAAGAGGGAUUCAGACUCAAACAGACCCAAGCAGCUCUGAGAGUGAAGAUUCUGGAAAUAAUGAUGCCGGCAGCUUGAAGCCUAGUUCUGACUCAGUUAAUGUUCCUUCCAGUAUAGAUAGUAAUAAUAGUUCUGCAGUGGAGUAUUCUGCUGUAUCCAACUUGAAAACAUCCUCAAGGCAUGAUCUGGCCAUGAUCUUUACAUGCAAGGUCUGUGAAACAAGGUCUGUCAAGACAACUUGUCGUGAAUCAUAUGAGAAAGGUGUGGUGGUGGCACGGUGUGGUGGAUGUAAUAAUCUACACCUGAUUGCUGAUCAUCUUGGGUGGUUUGGAGAACCAGGAAGUGUUGAGGAUUUUCUGGCAGCCCGUGGGGAGGAGGUGAAAAAAGGUACUACUGAUACCUUGAGUCUGACUCUUGAAGACAUAGCUGGAAAGAAAUCUUGACUAGAAAAUUUCAGUUAUGUGGCCUAGGUAAAGCUGUGCCAGCUUAUGUACAAACUCAACUUUGAUUUUGUAGCUUUGAAGACAAUGACAAAUGAAAAACCUUAAGGUGUUUCAGGCAUCAAUUGAGUAACCUCCAGGUAUUUCAACAAAUGAAAUUGAGUGUCACAAGAGACACUUGAUGAGUGUUUUGCUUGGCGCUCACAUACACUACGCUUAUACAUUGACUCCUGUUUUCUGGGAAAAUAUUUUGUAUGGAUAGCCUUGGUAUACAUGUGUUGUUAUGGAACUCUCUUUGCUGUAAAGCUGCAACUAUGAUUUUAUAGGAACCACAUCGAAACUUAUUUAUUUAUUUAAUUAUUUUUAUUUAGGAUU